CCAGAGAGGAGAGAAGGAGGACCGAGGCAGGACGGAAACCCUACUUCUGCUUCUCCCUCUUCUUUUUCUUUAUUUUUCUUUUGUUAGUUUUCUUAUCUCUCUCUCUCUCUCUUUCUGUAGUUUUGUGUCAUUGCUUAUUUUUUGCAGUGAUGCUGGACACGCUCACCUUCCUCCUGGAGAAACUCUUCCUCCUCGCGCACAUCAAGCUGUCCAGCCUGCUGCCUCCGCUGGGCGGCAGAGCCCGCGCCGAGCAGCCGCUAGCCAGGCGCCCCGAGCGGGACGAGUGUCCGCCGGCGCAGCCCGGCGGCCCUCCUCCGGUGAAGUUCCAGCGCGGGGACCUGCUGGAAGUCCCGCGCACUCUCUUCAUCCACUUCGGCAUCUACCUGGGCGACAACCGGGUAGCGCACCUCAUCCCGGACAUCCUGCCGUCGCUGACCGCGGACAGCCGGCACAUCCAGGAGAUGGUGACGAACACGCGGCUGGUGCUCGGGGUGCUCUGCAAGCGCGCCACCGUCCGCGUGGACUCCGUGGAGGACUUCGCGUAUGGCGCCGGGAUCCUGCUCAACGCCAUGGACCGCGCGGUGCUCCGGAGCGCGCUGCCCACGGAGGAAGUGGCCCGGCGCGCGGAGCGGCUGGUCGGCGCCGUGUCCUACAGCCUGCUGUGGAACAACUGCGAGCACUUCGUCACCUACUGCCGUUACGGGGCCGCGCAGAGCCUGCAGACCGACCAGUUCUGUGAGUGGCUGAAGUCGCUGAUCCGGGACCGGCGAACCGUUGUCCUGUCGGUGCUGCUGGGACUCCUGUCCAUGUCGUGUUUGGGAAUCUCGCCCAGCACUGUCGUGCCCGCCCUUCUCGUCCCCUUCACCCUGUGGAUGGUCAGCUAGAAGCUCCGGGACACAAGCGUUGGAGCGCCACCGAUGGUUCAAAAACGGGCUUGAGCCGCCACGUCGUAAGACUCACAGACAGGAUGUUGUCAUCUGCAAACAAGUUGACCUGGCGUACUACAUUUCUAAUGCUAAUAACCAGACCCAGAAACCAUUUGUUGUAGGCUACAUUUACAUCGCUACAUUUUGGGGUUUUUAAGCAGAGUUUUGAGCCAAAAGGGAUCUCCGUUCACACGUGUUUUUUUUUUAGCUCCAGUAGAAGAAAUAAUCUUUGUUUAAAUGAACAUGCACUAACCAAAAUAUCUCAUCAACAUUCUGGUAUACUGGGCAUUAGUCUCGCAUUCCUCAGACCUUCCUUCACAG
Molecule: messenger RNA, 1247 nt
Organism: Perca flavescens (yellow perch)
Lineage: Eukaryota; Metazoa; Chordata; Actinopteri; Perciformes; Percidae
Product: lecithin retinol acyltransferase-like
Exons: 2
Coding region: 150-884 (244 amino acids)
Biological process (GO): retinol metabolic process; vitamin A metabolic process
Cellular component (GO): rough endoplasmic reticulum
Molecular function (GO): phosphatidylcholine-retinol O-acyltransferase activity
Source: RefSeq, a predicted model, not a curated record